AAUUAGUGCUUUGCUACAGUUGCACACAUCCACACGCGACUCAGACAGUCGACCUGCUUGUGUUCGACACAAAUAUAUUUCUCACUGAAUCGAUAUCGAUUGAUAAACUUUUUCUUGUGUUAUGUACUUAAGUCGAGUAAUUGUAAUGAGUUGAAUAAUAUAAAGUGCUUUCGCGUCUUGCAUUUUCAGAUACACCGUUAACAAUGACUGCAACAUCAACAGAGGAUCUGUCGAAGCUGAGUAAAGCCAAAGAACCCAAUUGGCCGGCGGUACUUUUCUUCAUACACAUACACCUUCUCUCUUUAUAUGGCAUUUGGUGUUUUUUCUUCGAAGCGAAACUACUUACCGUCAUAUUCUUGGUAUUUCUUACAUUAAUACCUAUAUUAGGCGUAACGGCGGGUGCACAUAGGCUAUGGGCUCAUCGGACAUAUAAUGCCAGCGUAGAGCUGCGAAUCGUACUUAUGAUUUGUCAAACUAUGGCCGGACUAGGUCCCAUAUACAAUUGGGUACAAAAUCAUAGAUUUCAUCAUGCAUAUUUUAAGACAGAUUCAGACCCCUAUGACACAACAAAGGGAUUUUUCCACGCACAUUUCGCUACAAGAAUAAGAUCAAUUAGCCAAUACGGAGCCGCAUUGAAGAACUCUAUCGAUAUGUCAGACCUUGAAGAAGACUCAGUUGUCAUGUUCCAAAAAAGAUUCUAUUGGGUACUAUACGGGAUCUUCUUUCUGCUCCUUCCUCUGAAUGCGCCGCUAGAAUACUGGGAUGAAACAGUUUUAAGUACAGUAUUCGUGAUAGGCUUCCUCCGAUAUGCACUUUUGCUACACGGCUCUUGGCUAUUGGAGAGCGGUGUUUGCCUUUGGGGACUAAAAGAAGGCGAAAAGUACCCACCAGACUCAAACACGGUGUUCUUACUAAAUAGAACGUUCUGGCCUGAAUAUCAUUAUAUUUUUCCCCACGAUUACAAAUCAGGGGAAUACGGAACCUAUGGUUCUGGAUGUACGACUGCUUUCAUCCGCGUGUUCGCAGCUCUAGGCUAUGCUACAAACCUUUCAACCAUGAAAUCAAAUACAUUACAGAAGGCACUAGCCGAGUUUGCAAAAACAAAGCGACCAAUAAAAGAAUGUUUUAAAGAUGCUAUUUCUAAGCAAAGUCUAGCAGAAGAUCAUUUUCUAUUAAAUUAAAUAAUUAUUAAAUUA
Molecule: messenger RNA, 1196 nt
Organism: Vanessa atalanta (red admiral)
Lineage: Eukaryota; Metazoa; Arthropoda; Insecta; Lepidoptera; Nymphalidae
Gene: BmorPDSN
Product: acyl-CoA Delta-9 desaturase
Exons: 7
Coding region: 204-1181 (325 amino acids)
Biological process (GO): unsaturated fatty acid biosynthetic process
Cellular component (GO): endoplasmic reticulum membrane
Molecular function (GO): iron ion binding; stearoyl-CoA 9-desaturase activity
Source: RefSeq, a predicted model, not a curated record